AUGUUUUUUGAUGUUCUUAUCUUGAAGUACCUAGAAAUUACUGAUUAUAAUAUGUGGUGUUUUGCAGGAACCCUGAAGUAUUUAGCAGAGAAUGUCAACUAUACAAGUGCAAAUCUACUGGAAAUCAAAGAAGCAUUUUGUCAGCAUAUGCAAAAUCGAUCUACAAGCUGUGCUUUCUACAAAUCAGUACAAAUAAAGGCACAGAAGCUUUGCAGUAAUAUAACAUCAACACUGGAACAACCAGAAAUUAAAAAAAUUCUUAAAGAUCAAGAUAUAAAAUAUGCUCAGGAAAUAUAUGACAAAAGUGUUGAAUUAAGUGUUAUUACUGACAAGUCAACAAAAAUAGAAAUGUGCAGUAAUAGUUACGAGACAUUUUUGAGAAGUGGUUUAAACAAAGACAAGGAGAACAUUAACGAUGAUAACAUGAAAGAAGAUAGUGAUAAUGUAGUUAUCCACAAAACACCCACAUCACCCAAUUCAAGACUUGAAAAGGAUUCAGGAUAUACCAUAAAGCAUGGACAUGAUGAUUUAGAUGUGACCUCGACUUCAGAUGCAGCAAAUAAGAGAUCUCACAUUGAAGCAAAAAAUCUUCUUGAUGAAUCUAAAAAUUGCUCAGAAGAAAUGCUUAAUUUACAAAGAAAUUUUCAAAUGUAUUGUGAUCAUGCUAACAACAUACUGACAGCAGAUGACAUCAUGGAUCUGAGACCAUCAUCAGAAUUUGUUCUGAAGUUUACUGAUGAAGUUGAUCUUAUUGACCAACUUUUCCCAGAGGAAGCUUUUGAGUUUCUUGUAGAGUUCUUUUCUGAGAAAUUAAAUGACCAGCAAUGGCAAGACAAAAUUGAAACCUUAACAAAUCCUGAAGCAGAUGAAAUUUUUAAACAAUUAAAAAGCUUUGAUUCAUAUGCAAUGAAUGCCGAGAACCCAUUAAAAAAUCAAGAAAUGGAAGAAGAUGAAUACAUGAAUAAUUAUAUCCAUCUGAUUCUAAAAAAGGCACUUGCACGGUUUUCAAAUAUUUGUUAUGUCUCUGGCAACAAAGCCAUAGAAGCAUCAGCGUAUAGAAAAUCUGUCACAAAUCAAAAGGGUAAUGCAGACUGGUCUGAUGGAAUUGUCUAUACAUCUAAUGAAAAGCCAUAUGAGAUAUGCAUAAUAGAAGGAAGUAAACCAUAUAACACAGAAAAUGGAAAAGAAAUGGCAGAGUUUCUUCAAAAUGCAAGGGCUGGAAAAGAUAUUAUUAAUUUUGUCAUAACUCAAGAAGUGAAAUUAAAACGAGCAUUACCAGUGUAUUUUUGA
Messenger RNA from Entrophospora sp. SA101, 1290 nucleotides. The record is from the annotation of a GenBank genome assembly. NCBI's taxonomy places the organism in Eukaryota, Fungi, Glomeromycota, Glomeromycetes, Entrophosporales, Entrophosporaceae.